Scomber scombrus (Atlantic mackerel) is the source of this 1170-nucleotide messenger RNA. It is a transcript of the gene cntrl, whose product is annotated as centriolin. The record is from RefSeq and is a predicted model, not a curated record. NCBI's taxonomy places the organism in Eukaryota, Metazoa, Chordata, Actinopteri, Scombriformes, Scombridae.
CUGCUCAUAAAACAAGAAGAGUUGGACAGGAAGCAGGACGAGGCGGAGCAGAAGAGAGACAGACUGGAGAAGCUGCAGGACGAGGUGGAGCGUACAACGGAGGAGCUGGCUGCACACAGAAAAGAGACGGAGUCACAUCUUAAAAACAAAAAACAGCAGCAAACUGAACUGCAGGAGCUGCAGGAGGAGCUGAGCAGGAGGAGGGAGGAGAGCAGCAGUCUGCAGGAGCAGUGUAAACAUCUGGAGUCCAGACGGAGACACGCUGACAGGUGUCUGUCAGCUGUUGAGGAGGAACUCACCAAACUAAGAGAGGAGCACAGCCGCUCCCAGCUCCUCAGACAGGAAGUGAUCCGAGACACAGCAGCCAAUCAGGAGCAGCUUAAUGAGAGCUCUGAGCUUCUGUCUCUGCUCAGUGAACGUCUGGAAGAGAAGAAGAAGCAGCUGCAGACAGUGGAGCAGGCGGUGUGUGUGGGGUCGGACAAUGUUAAAGCUGCAGUGUGUCAGCUGGAGGACAGGGGGCGCCGUCUGAGCCAACAGCAGCUGCAGCUCCACCAGCUCAAGGAGGAGCUGCAACAGAAAGAGGAGGAGGUGCAACAGAAAGAGGAGGAGGUGCAGCAGAAAGAGGAGGAGCUGCAGCAGAAAGAGGAGGAGCUGCAACAGAAAGAGGAGGAGGUGCAGCAGAGAGAGGAGGAGGUGCAGAGAAAACAUGAGGAGGUGAAGAAGAAAGAGGAGGAGCUGCAACAGAAAGAGGAGGAGGUGCAGCAGAAAGAGGAGGGGCUAAAACUCAGGAGGGAGGAGGUGCUAAAACUCAGGAGGGAGGAGGUGCAGCAGAGAGAGGAGGUGCAGCAGAGAGAGGAGGUGCAGCAGAGAGAGGAGCACAGCAGGGAGGCGUCACAGGAGGAGGACGAGUCUUUCUAUCUUUGUACAGCUGGUCUGAGAUCAGCGUUCAGCACUGAGGAGGAGAGAUGGAGGGCCGAGCUGGGGAGAGAACAACUGAGACAACAAGAAGACCGACUGAAGGCUCGUCUGCGCUGCAGUUUGUGGGAGCAGCAGGAGAAUCUGAAAGUUAAACGUCUGGAGACUGAAGACACUUUACUGGGACUGAAACACAGUCUGGACCAGCUGGACUCACUGCUCACACACACUCACACACACACUACGUAACACACA